Messenger RNA from Anarrhichthys ocellatus (wolf-eel), 1485 nucleotides. Its product is annotated as Golgi apparatus protein 1-like. The record is from RefSeq and is a predicted model, not a curated record. The transcript has 13 exons. Gene Ontology annotation, molecular function: fibroblast growth factor binding. Gene Ontology annotation, cellular component: Golgi membrane. The annotation marks the transcript as partial. Lineage: Eukaryota; Metazoa; Chordata; Actinopteri; Perciformes; Anarhichadidae.
GUGUGUGUGUGUGUGUGUGUGUGUGUUCAGGAGCUGGAGUGUCUGCAGGAUCACUUGGAGGACCUGGUCUCUGCCUGCAGGGAGGUCGUGGGCAACCUGACCGAGCUGGAGUCUGAGGACGUCCAGAUCGACGCUCUGCUCAUCCGAGCCUGCGAGCCCGUCUCUCAGGCUUACUGCCACGAUGUGGCUGAUAUCCAGAUCGAUACCGGUGACCUGAUGGAGUGUUUGGUUCAGAAUAAACACCAGAAGGAGAUGAACGACAAGUGUUCAGUCGGCGUUACACACUUCCAGCUGGUCCAGAUGAAGGAUUUCCGGUUCUCCUAUAAGUUCAAGAUGGCCUGUAAGGAGGACGUUCUCCGCUUGUGUCCAAACAUCAAGAAAAAGGUGGACGUGGUGAUCUGCCUCAGUACCACGGUGAAGAACGACACGCUGCAGGAGGCCCGGGAGCAGCGGGUCUCACUGAAGUGUCGUAAACAGCUGCGAGUGGAGGAGCUGGAGAUGUCGGAGGACAUUCGGUUGGAACCAGAGUUGUACGAUCCGUGUAAGUCCGACAUCAGCCGUCUGUGUCCCAACGUGGCCUUCGGUAACGCUCAGAUGAUCGAGUGUCUGAAGGAGCAGAAGAAGCAGCUCAGUCAGCGCUGCCACCAGCGGAUCUUCAGGCUGCAGGAGGUCGAGAUGACCGACCCCGAGCUCGACUACCAGCUGAUGAGAGUCUGCAAGCAGAUGAUCAAGCGGUUCUGCACCGACGCCGACGCCCGGAACGUUCUCCAUUGUCUGAAGCAGAACAAGAACAGCGAGCUGAUGGAUCCCAAAUGUAAACAGAUGAUCACCAAGAGACAGAUCACACAGAACACAGACUACAGGUUGAACCCGGGGUUGAGGAAAGCUUGUCGAGCUGACAUCCCAAAGUUCUGCCAGCCGAUCCUGAACAAAGCGAGCGAUGACAACGAGCUGGAGGGUGAGGUCAUCGGCUGCCUCAAACUCAAAUACGCCGACCAGAGGUUGUCUCCAGACUGUGAAGACCAGAUCAGAGUGAUUCUCCACGAGUCAGCGCUCGACUACAGACUCGACCCACAGCUGCAGAUGCACUGCACAGAUGAGAUCUCCAGGUUGUGUGCGGAGGAGGCAGCAGCUCAGGAGCAGACCGGUCAGGUUGAGGAGUGUCUGAAAGUCAACCUGCUGAAGAUCAAACAUGAAGCCUGUAAAAAGGAAGUCCUGAACAUGCUGAAGGAGAGUAAGGCGGACAUCUUCGUUGACCCGGUCCUCCACACGGCGUGCGCUCUGGACCUCAAACACCACUGUGCCGCCAUCACACCCGGCAGAGGACGACAGAUGUCGUGUCUGAUGGAGGCGUUACAGGACAAGAGAGUUCGUCUGCAGCCGGAGUGCAAGAAGAGACUUCAGGACCGCAUCGACAUGUGGAGCUACGCUGCAAAGGUGAGACACCAGGAGGAGAAAGUAUAUUUAUCUUUAUAGUUUAUUAAA